Exophiala dermatitidis NIH/UT8656 is the source of this 921-nucleotide messenger RNA. RefSeq lists its product as uncharacterized. NCBI's taxonomy places the organism in Eukaryota, Fungi, Ascomycota, Eurotiomycetes, Chaetothyriales, Herpotrichiellaceae. The record is from RefSeq and is a predicted model, not a curated record. Gene Ontology annotation, molecular function: hydrolase activity, acting on ester bonds. The transcript has 2 exons. Bases 1 to 921 code for a protein of 306 amino acids.
AUGCAGCUACCGCACUAUACCGUUCAUGAGGCAGAAAGUUGCGCCGAUGCCGUAAACACAACACAAUGGGACAUGCGUAACUACGAUGGCGAGGAAAUUCGUGUUCAAUUGGCGUGGCCAUUAGCGUGGAGAACCCCCUCGGAGCAAGGUGCUUCAGCCCCGGUAAUCUACGUUCUUGACGGAAACACACUCUUCUUCAGUGCAGUAGAGACCGUCAGGCGCAGUACUGCGCUGCAAACCAGCGAGGACGCCAUCGUCGUUGGCAUCGGAUAUCCUCCUACAGCGUCCGCAUCCCCGUACGAUCCCCGAAGAAACUAUGACCUAACGCCUCCGUCUCCAACUUACACUCCUCCACGUGGACCUGAUGGAAAACCCCAUCCUGCGCCACACGGAGGCGCUACGAAAUUUCUGCAAUUUGUCACACAAUCGGUUCGAGAGUUCUUAUUCUCGGAUAUUUGUGAAGGAGUCACACCCAGCAAGGAAGUAUUGGUUGGCCACUCAUUCGGCGGACUCUGCACUCUACAUGCUUUGUUUAGUUCUCUCACGCCAUUCACCACCUUCAUUGCCUUGAGCCCUUCAAUAUGGUGGAACGAUAGAUAUAUUCUUUCCGAGGAAGAACACUUUCGCAACUCCAGCGUUGUCGGUCAGAAGCCAACCUUGCUGAUUGCCUAUGGGUCUUAUGAGCAAGAACCAAGACGUCGUCCUAGCUGGAGUGAAGAAUGGUAUUCACGGAUACGGGAUAAGUGUCAUGAAAGGCGUAUGAAAGACAACGCCGAUGAAAUGGCUGGGCGCCUAAGGGCAAGUAGCAAGCUUGAAGCACUUCAUGUGCGAGAGUAUAAUGGCGAGGACCAUGGAAGUCUGGCGGCUUGUGGCUUAAGCUGGGGGAUAAGUGCAGUUUUGGAUGAGGAUAGAUUUGAAUGA